ACUUAUAUCCUUCAUCACCCUCGAAUAUGUAUUGUUAUAAUUUGUUCAUUAUAUAAAGAGGGUACAAAUCUGAUCUUCCUCUUUCUUUAACAUGAAGAAGUGGUCGAAGAUGUUUACAUUCUGAAAAGUCAGCGUCUCUUACUCUCGUUUCAUCAGCCAUUCUACUUUUUAUUCUCCUACUUUUUCCAAGAAAAUUACAAUUUUUUCCUAGGAGAAUAAUCCAACAUCACUGAUUAGCAACCAUUCUUUUCCCAUUCUUUUUUAAUUUGCUAUUUUCGUUGUGUAUAUAUAUCAUAUAUACAUAUAAGCACACACAAGCGGAUUAUACAUACAUGUUAUGUGCAGCGUCUCUGAAUCUUUAGACAUGGACAACUUCCAAGGAGACCUAACAGACGUUGUACGAGGUAUCGGGUCAGGACACGUUUCAUCAUCUACUGGGCCAUCGGAAGGUCCAUCUCCGAGCAGUUUGUCUCCGCCACCGAUUUCAGAUGUCCCCUCCGUCGCUAGUUGUCAGAUAAAUCCCUUCGGCGACCCGUUCGUAAGCAUGACAGAUCCUCUCUUCAACCUCACGGCUAACAAAAGCAACAACAGCUUCGAAGUCUUUCCAGAGGUUUCUGAGGAUGAUCAUAUCAAGAGUAAAUGCAGUGUCUUCCCAAGAAUCCAGAUCUCACAGAGCAACAUCAUCCAGGAUGCCUCCAAGUGUAGUUCCCAAGCUAUGGCCGUCUCCUCCGCCGUCGCAGCAGCUUCGCCGUGGGGAAUGAUCAACGUUGUCGGCACUAACAGUCCAAGAAACUGUUCAAUGGUCGAUAAUAAUAACAACACGUCAUCUUCUUCGCAGAUUCAGAUCUCUUCCCCUCGGAAUCUUGGCAUAAAGAAGAGGAAGGGGCAGGGAAAGAAAGUGGUGUGCAUACCGGCUCCAGCCGCCAUAAACAGCCGGUCCAGUGGGGAAGUAGUUCCGUCUGAUCUGUGGGCUUGGCGUAAGUACGGUCAAAAACCAAUCAAAGGUUCUCCUUAUCCCAGGGGUUACUACAGAUGUAGCAGCUCGAAAGGUUGUCCAGCUAGGAAACAAGUGGAACGUAGCCGCACCGAUCCAAACAUGUUAGUCAUUACUUAUACAUCUGAGCAUAACCAUCCAUGGCCCACUCAACGCAACGCUCUCGCCGGCUCCACUCGUUCUUCUAUCUCCUCCUCUUCAAACCCUUCUUCCAAAUCCUUAACUUCAAUCGCAACGGCAAUUACCUCGUCCUCAUCCAGAGUCUCUCAAAACAAAGACGAACCCAAUAAGUCCCACUUGGCCUCCUCCUCCACCCCUCCUUCUCCUUAUGUGGCUGCGACAGUCAAGGAGGAGGACGUUGAGAAGGGUGAGAACAAAAUGGAGUUCGAUAAUGACGUUGACGAUACCUAUAGACCGGAGUUUCAACAUCAGCCGGAGGGUUUCUUCGCCGAUCUUGACGAGCUAGAGGAAGAUUCUCUAACUAUGUUACUCUCUCAAGGAUUCUCAUCAGGAGGUGGAGGCAACCUAGAGAACAAAACGACGAUUCCCGACGUUUUUAGCGAUUUCUUUGACGACGACUCCUCAAGGUCGUUAUAAAAAUUCGUAUAAUGUAUACAUAUAUAGAAAUGAAUUUGUCAUGAAUUUCGUGUAAUUCGGUUGAGCUAAAUGCAUAUAUUAGCCCUGGUGUACAUCACAGGCGUAGUCGAUGAGGGUAAUCUCUUCAUUUACCAUACAAUUUUUUA
Brassica oleracea var. oleracea is the source of this 1737-nucleotide messenger RNA. Its product is annotated as probable WRKY transcription factor 35. The record is from RefSeq and is a predicted model, not a curated record. The transcript is spliced from 3 exons. Gene Ontology annotation, molecular function: DNA-binding transcription factor activity; transcription cis-regulatory region binding. Gene Ontology annotation, biological process: regulation of DNA-templated transcription. Gene Ontology annotation, cellular component: nucleus. The coding region runs from base 338 to 1591 and encodes 417 amino acids. NCBI's taxonomy places the organism in Eukaryota, Viridiplantae, Streptophyta, Magnoliopsida, Brassicales, Brassicaceae.